UUAUGAAAUUAAACUUCCGCUUUGUAGACGAUAUCAAGUAAUCAACGACCUUAGGUCCUUUUACUAAGUUAAAAAUAUUAAUGACUGUCUUGUUCAUGCAAUUUUAACAUAAAUUACUGUAAAAUGUCAUUCCUAUAUUUAGAGAGAAAUUUAACACAAAAUUCUAGCUUAUGUCUUAAUAAAUGUUAAUAAUUGCUGCACGUGGUCAACUUUAUCGCACUUCACAGAAAGGGUGGUAAAAGUUGCACUGAUGUUACGAGAUACAUCUAUAUAGUGUGUGUGGUGAAAAUGGUGACUGAAGAUACCAACUAUUUAGGUUUGGUGAGAGUGUUUACAAGUUAAUCUGAGAUCAAGAACUAUGCCUGGUCCAAGUAAUCCAGGGCCAUGGCCAAAAGAUGUAGGUGUAGUUGCCAUGGAGGUAUACUUCCCAUCACAAUAUGUGGACCAAGCCGAACUGGAAAUAUUCGACAAAGUUUCCACUGGAAAGUAUACCAUUGGUUUGGGACAAGCAAAAAUGGGCUUCUGCUCAGAUCGAGAAGACAUAAAUUCCCUUUGUUUGACAGUUGUGCAGAAACUUAUCGAGAAAAAUGACCUAUCCUAUAAUGACAUUGGGCGUCUCGAAGUGGGUACAGAAACUAUUAUAGAUAAGUCAAAGAGUACCAAAACAGUACUGAUGCAGUUGUUUGAGAGCAGUGGUAAUUACAGUGUUGAAGGAAUAGACACGACGAAUGCUUGCUUUGGUGGAACUUCAGCCUUGUUCAAUGCAGUCAAUUGGAUAGAGUCUAGUUCUUGGGAUGGAAGAUAUGCUUUGGUAGUUGCUGGGGACAUUGCAGUUUAUGCCACUGGGAAUGCCCGCUGUACUGGGGGUGCAGGGGCGGUGGCCAUGCUGAUUGGGAGCGAGGCACCACUGGUGUUUGACAGAGGAGUGAGAAGCAUUUAUAUGCAGCAUGCCUACGACUUCUACAAGCCCAACAUGGACUCGGAAUACCCAGUUGUGGAUGGGAAACUGUCAGUCAAGUGUUAUUUACAUGCCUUGGACAAGUGCUAUCAGGCGUACACUGAAAAAGCAACUCAGACAGGGAUUAAAGGAAAGGAAGAUAACCUCAUCAAUUCAUCAGACGCAUUUGUUUUUCACUCUCCAUACUGUAAAUUGGUGCAGAAAUCGUUUGCUAGAAUUUUCCUAAAUGACUUUCUUCAAGAACCCUCACCAGACUUCUCUGGGAGAUAUGCUGGUCUGGAAUCUUUGAGGAAUUUGAAGCUGGAGGAGAGUUAUUUUGACCGCGAUGCAGAGAAAGCACUGAUGGCAGCCAGUAACUCGUUGUUUACACUGAAAACCAAGCCCUCCUUGUUGCUAGCCAAUCAAGUGGGGAACAUGUACACACCCUCUGUGUACGGAGGAUUAGCUUCCUAUUUACUGAGUGCUUCACCAUCAGAAUUAGUGGGACACAGAAUUGUGCUAUUUUCCUACGGCUCUGGACUAGCCUCGGCCAUGUUCUCUAUAAAAAUUACUAAAGACUUGGGACCAAAGUUAAAUAAACUUUUAGAAAAUCUGUCCAAUAUUUCAAAGAAUUUACAGAACAGAGUGAAAGUGUCACCAGAAGAGUUCGAUAAAACCAUGAAACUACGAGAGGAAACACAUAACAGAGCCCCCUACACCCCUGUGGGGUCUACUGAGGGACUGUUUCCUGGGACCUGGUUCCUGACCGAGGUUGACUCAAUGCACAGAAGGAAGUAUGACAGAGUACCACUAGUCCAAAUACCCAACGGAAAUCUACAACAGACAGGUGAUGUGAAGUGACAAAUGAAGUGUGUUAUUUGAUUGUCCCUCUAAUUAAACAUGUGAAAUGCUAUGGAUGUAAUAUUUAUAUUGAUUUACAGUAUUUAGAAGCAUAUUUGUGAAUGUUGUAUGAGAUACACAAAAAAAUGCAUUUUUAACCCUUUAUCUGUAUUGCUUAUGCCUUUAGAAUUGAUUUUUUUUUUUCAAAUGAAUAUAUUUGUUAUAAUGCAAUAAAUUAAACUUGCAAUUGAG
This is a messenger RNA of Magallana angulata, 2029 nucleotides long. RefSeq names its product hydroxymethylglutaryl-CoA synthase 1-like. Gene Ontology annotation, biological process: acetyl-CoA metabolic process. The record is from RefSeq and is a predicted model, not a curated record. Lineage: Eukaryota; Metazoa; Mollusca; Bivalvia; Ostreida; Ostreidae. The transcript has 10 exons. Gene Ontology annotation, molecular function: hydroxymethylglutaryl-CoA synthase activity. Bases 359 to 1798 code for a protein of 479 amino acids.